Pygoscelis adeliae (Adelie penguin) is the source of this 4240-nucleotide messenger RNA. RefSeq names its product kinesin light chain 1 (gene KLC1). Bases 1 to 1914 code for a protein of 637 amino acids. Gene Ontology annotation, molecular function: kinesin binding. Gene Ontology annotation, cellular component: membrane-bounded organelle; cytoplasm; kinesin complex. The record is from RefSeq and is a predicted model, not a curated record. Lineage: Eukaryota; Metazoa; Chordata; Aves; Sphenisciformes; Spheniscidae. The transcript is spliced from 15 exons. Gene Ontology annotation, biological process: axo-dendritic transport.
AUGUAUGAAAACAUGUCCACAAUGGUGUAUUUAAAGGAAGAGAAGUUGGAGAAGCUCACUCAAGAUGAAAUCAUUGCCAAAACUAAGCAAGUGAUUAAUGGACUAGAGGCAUUGAAGAAUGAACACAAUUCAAUUUUACAGAGCUUACUUGAAACACUGAAAUGUUUGAAGAAAGAUGAUGAAACUAAUCUGGUUGAAGAAAAAUCAAACAUGAUUCGAAAGUCACUGGAAAUGCUGGAGCUUGGCCUUAGUGAAGCACAGGUAAUGAUGGCCUUGUCAAAUCACUUAAAUGCAGUGGAAUCAGAGAAGCAGAAAUUGCGUGCUCAGGUUCGCCGGCUAUGCCAGGAAAAUCAGUGGCUACGGGAUGAACUAGCCAAUACACAACAGAAACUACAGAAAAGUGAGCAAUCUGUGGCUCAACUGGAGGAAGAGAAGAAACAUCUAGAAUUCAUGAAUCAAUUAAAAAAAUACGACGAUGAUAUUUCACCAUCAGAGGAUAAAGAUACGGAUUCCACCAAAGAGCCUUUGGAUGACUUAUUUCCCAAUGAUGAAGAUGACCAAGGACAAGGAAUUCAACAGCAGCAUAGCAGUGCAGCAGCUGCUGCCCAACAAGGUGGCUAUGAAAUUCCAGCAAGAUUAAGGACCCUUCAUAAUCUUGUUAUUCAGUACGCUUCCCAAGGUAGAUAUGAGGUUGCUGUACCUCUCUGUAAACAAGCUCUUGAAGAUCUGGAGAAGACUUCGGGUCAUGAUCAUCCUGAUGUUGCCACUAUGUUGAACAUACUUGCUUUGGUGUACAGAGACCAGAACAAAUAUAAAGAUGCAGCAAAUCUCCUGAAUGACGCCUUGGCUAUCCGCGAAAAGACUUUGGGCAAAGAUCAUCCAGCGGUGGCAGCAACUCUAAACAAUCUUGCAGUACUUUAUGGUAAACGGGGGAAGUACAAAGAAGCUGAACCAUUGUGUAAGCGAGCUCUGGAAAUCAGAGAAAAGGUUCUGGGGAAAGAUCACCCUGAUGUUGCCAAACAAUUAAAUAAUUUGGCUUUACUAUGCCAGAACCAGGGUAAAUAUGAGGAGGUUGAAUACUACUAUCAGAGGGCACUGGAGAUUUACCAAACUAAGCUAGGACCAGAUGAUCCAAAUGUUGCAAAAACAAAGAAUAACCUGGCAUCCUGCUAUCUAAAACAGGGCAAAUUUAAGCAAGCAGAAACUUUAUACAAAGAGAUUCUUACUCGUGCUCAUGAACGGGAAUUUGGCUCUGUAGAUGAUGAAAAUAAGCCUAUUUGGAUGCAUGCAGAAGAAAGGGAAGAAUGCAAAGGAAAACAAAAAGAUGGCACGUCUUUUGGAGAAUAUGGUGGCUGGUACAAAGCUUGCAAAGUUGACAGUCCAACAGUAACAACUACCUUAAAGAACCUUGGGGCACUUUACAGACGACAGGGCAAAUUUGAAGCUGCUGAAACAUUAGAAGAGGCAGCAAUGAGAUCUCGUAAACAGGGUCUUGACAAUGUUCAUAAACAGAGAGUUGCUGAAGUGCUGAAUGACCCUGAGAGCAUAGAAAAAAGGCGAAGCCGAGAAAGUCUCAAUGUUGAUGUGGUAAAGUACGAGAGUGGUCCUGAUGGAGGCGAGGAAGUGAGUAUGAGCGUAGAAUGGAAUGGGGAUGGCACUGGAUCUUUAAAACGCAGUGGUUCCUUUAGCAAACUUCGUGCUUCCAUUAGACGCAGCAGUGAGAAGCUGGUUAGAAAGCUGAAGGGAGGAAGUUCACGAGACAGUGAACCAAAGAAUCCAGGCAUGAAGCGUGCCAGUUCUCUGAAUGUUCUUAACAUGGGUGGCAAGGCUACUGAAGAUCAUUUUCAAGAACGAAAUAAUUGUCUGACAGACUCGAGAGCUCUGAGUGUCAGUCAUACUGAUUUGGCGCAUUGAGGUUCUUGGACAGAAGCUAGCUAAAAUUCCUUGGUGAAUAAAGAAGCACUGAGACCUUCAAAGCUUUGGUUCCUCAUCAUUAUGUAUAGGAACGCCUAGUCUGUAGAUUUUGUUGGGUUUUUUUCCAAUGGACUGCUGUUUUUACUUUUCUAAAUAGGAACGAUUUUAAACACAGCGUUAGUGGGUAUUUUCUUCUAAAGGAGAACUAUAUAGAUAUAUAUUGCUCAUUGCACUGCUCCCAUUCAUGCUACUUACAUCGAUUUCUUUAAUAGGUCUGAAUAUUACAGCAGCCAAAAAAAACGUAAAAACACAAACAUAUUUAAAGCAUACCAAAAUGCAAAGAUGUUUGAAAAUGCAGGCAAAACUAAAUGUGUAGCAGUAAAUAUAUACAGUGCUGGAAUGAGAAAAGGAUAAAUGUAUGUGCAUUACUGUAUAAAUUCAAAUUGAGCAUACUGUAUUGGUGGGGCUUUCCUUUGCACCACGGAUUAGUGUAAUAUUAGAAACCUUAGCUGGCAAAACAGCGCUUAGACACGGCUUACUUAACCACUAGAUUGAGCUAUUAAAUUUUACGGAGGAGAUGGUUGGGGUUACAUUACCUGUAGAUAGCAUGAAUAGCAAUACCUGUGACCGUAACUUUGACACUUACUGAUGUAAGUCUUAGGGCACAAUAAUCGAUGGAGAUAGGAUGGUUCACGUUGAUCAGGAGAAAUGGAAAAUGUUUUGACCCUUACCUUGUAUGGUUGAUGAAUACUGAAGUUUUGGACUGCAACUGUCCCAGAGCGGCUGCUGUUGCUCUUAGGGAGACACCAAGCCUCAGGUUGACUUUCUUGCUCGUCCACUGGAAUUCACAAUCCCGUUCUCUGUUUGCUGAACGUGCUCCGACGUUUCCUUAGGCUGAUCCCAGAUCCUGCCUUUCUCCGUAAUAGCUGAUGACAGCAGAAGCAGGCAACUGCAGGCUAGGCUGUUACACUGUGGAGUAGCUGCUGUGCAAAGGACCGCUCCAAUCUGAAGGGCCCCAGUGGAAGCACUAGAUGGCUGUAAGUGGCAAGCACUUCGUUUGGCCACACAUCCAUGUUAAAUCUACUUACGGUUAAUAUAUAUGCUGUCUGUAUACGGGACUGCUGCUGGAACAAAGUAUGUAUGUUUUAAGUAUUUUAUAGGCACUAGUAUUUCCUUUCGCGUUUCUGUAAAGCUUGUCAUUUUGUUCAUCUUUUGUAAAAAUUCUUAUUCAUGUGAAGUUGGAUGAGAAAGUAAAAAAAACCAACCAGCGUGUGUACAAAUGCAUUUGUGGUCACAGUUGUGAGUUGGAAAAUGCUGAACGAAACGAACUUUGGGAAAAGCUGGAAUAUUCAUUCAAGGUUAGCGCCAACUGAAGGAGGUAACACACAGGGACACGAGCAAGUUUUAGUAUUUGAACAGGCUGUGAAGGGUCAGUAGAAUUAGUACUUCUACGAAGUAAUCGACUGGCUUCGCAUCUGGCUUUAAGUUGUGUUACAAUACCCGAUGCAAAAAGUUGUAUGUGUGAUGCACUUGACGAUGUUUGCCGGGAGGUACCUUAUUAGCAUCUCUUUAAGGAAAGCUGCGUAUGGUGUACCUGCUAUAAGGACGGUUUAGAAACGGUGGGAUAUGAUGCUGCUAAUACGUAGAAGUUUCAGCACAGAGUAGUGCAAUUCAUUAAUGAACUCGAGCCGAGAACAAGUUAGUUGUUGCUCGGUUACUUAACAAUAUUUACUCAUAUAAUGUAGACUCGUGAGUUUUAAUCUUUUUAUUAAGAGCUUUUUAUAUAAAAAUAUACAUAAUAUAUAUACAUUUUUCCCCUAAAGCAAAACAUGUUAUAUGCACCCAUUGGUGAAUUCGGUUCUCUGCACAAAGCCAGACUGAGCCAGCUUUGCACAAAGAACUGUGCGUCGGGUUGCCAGGCUGGGUGGGUACCCGUGUCCAACCGACAGGGGCGGGGGAGAUGGCGGGAAACCCCUGCCACCGCCGCCGUCGCUUCACUGGACAGCCUGCGAUGGCGUCAUCUGUCCCUCUGGCAGGACCCCCGAGAAACCCUCGCUGCAAACACCCCUGGCAGUCAGCCCGUUUCACACCGGCACGAUGCUACUGCCAUAGGAGUGGCUCAGUGGGCCUUGUAACGCGGGGUUCUGUGGAGCUCGGUGCUUCACGUAGAGACGGUUAUAAAAGUCUGACUUCCAAAAAAGCCCACAAAACUAUUUAGAUGCAGAACUGAUUCUCGUAGUAAGGAAUUACUGAAAAGAAAUUGAAGAAUGUGUUUUCUACAUUCAUCUUUCAACUUUGAAGGAAAAUUACUUUUGCAGCUUCUCAA